Messenger RNA from Theobroma umbraticum, 1297 nucleotides. RefSeq names its product Mitochondrial transcription termination factor family protein (gene PDE191). Lineage: Eukaryota; Viridiplantae; Streptophyta; Magnoliopsida; Malvales; Malvaceae. The record is from RefSeq and is a predicted model, not a curated record. Gene Ontology annotation, biological process: regulation of DNA-templated transcription. Gene Ontology annotation, molecular function: double-stranded DNA binding.
GGGACGCUGGAUAUUGGAUAAGGCUUUUACAAUGCCCGGAAGCUCCACUUUAUCCCAGUAGCUCAUGCAGCUCUAAUGCCCCACAAUCCAAUCACUUGCCGAUAGCGGUCGGGCUUUUCCUUUGGUUAUCUCUAAUUCAAUUUCAAUAGAUAUGGAGGUUGCCAGCAGUCAAAAUGGUAGUAGCAUCAUGUGGUUCUUCAGAGACAAAGGUUUUGAUGAUAAAAGUAUCAACGAAAUGUUCAGAAAGUGUAAGCGCCUUCAGGGUGUCCAGAAGGAAACAGCCUCUGAAAACUGGGCUUACCUGAAAAGCAUUGGUAUUCAAGAGAGAAAGCUGCCUUCUGUUGUUUCCAGGUGCCCCAAAAUUCUUACUCUUGGUCUAAAUGAGAAGCUUGUCCCCAUGGUAGAGUGCCUUGCUACCCUGGGAACUAAACGUCAUGAAGUUGCUUAUGCGAUUGCUAGAUUCCCUCACAUAAUCUCUCACAGUGUGGAAGAGAAGCUUUGCCCACUCUUGGCUUUCUUUCAAGCAUUAGGGGUCCCUGAAAAGCAACUGGGCAAAAUGAUAUUGCUAAAUCCAAGGCUCAUCAGCUAUAGCAUUGAAUCUAAACUCACAGAAAUAGUUGACUUCCUUGCCUCCCUUGGACUUACUAGAGAAGGGAUGAUUGGUAAAGUUCUGUCUAAAUACCCAUUUAUAAUGGGUUAUAGUGUUGACAAAAGGCUACGGCCUACCUCUGAGUUUUUGAAAUCAGUAGGUUUGUCUGGGACAGAUCUUCAAACGGUGGCCAUGAACUUUCCUGAAGUGUUGUGUAGAGAUGUGAGUAAGAUUCUUAGACCUAAUUUUGCAUAUCUAGAAAGAUGUGGAUUUGGGGAUAGACAGAUAGCAGCUUUGGUGGCUGGCUAUCCCCCUGUUCUUAUUAAGAGCAUCAAGAAUUCUUUAGAACCUAGGAUUAGGUUCUUGGUUGAGGUGAUGGGGAGGCAAAUUGAGGAAGUAGCUAAUUACCCUGACUUUUUUCGGCAUGGUUUAAAGAAGCGAUUAGAGUUGCGGCACAGACUUUUGAAAGAGAAGGAUGUCACUUGUAGCUUAAGUGAAAUGCUGGACUGCAAUCACAAGAAGUUUCUACUGAAGUUUGGAUUGUUUAAAGGGUUUGCCUAAGGUAUUAAAGCCACAUUCCAAUUCUCUUUGAUCUAUCAUUUUUGUACUGUAGCUUGAUUGUCACCUUGUUCCAUGAAGUGAAUCUUUGUAUAUGUUUCUAAGCUUAAUAAUGAGAAAUUAAGAUCAGCAACUGCAGCUUUUGUCCGA